AUUAAAAGAAGUGUGUCGUUUGUAGUGCGAACUUUUGUAUAAAACUAGCGUGAAGUGAAAAAUACAUGCCUAUUUAAUGACGUGCUUAGAUAAAAUUAAGAUGUCAGUGUCAGUGCAGAAGAUAACGGAGCCGUUACUGAUCGGCGAGGGUCCACACUGGGACGAAACGACGCAGGCGCUUUACUUCGUAGGCACCAAUGAACAAACAAUACACAAAUAUGUGCUAGAAACUGGAGUUCACACCAAAACUACAUUACAUGGCCGCGUAGGUUUUAUAAUACCAGUUGAAGGCGCGGCGGAUCAGUACGUAGUUGGCGUCGAACACAAAUUUCUGGUAAUACAUUGGGACGGUGAGGAAGGCAGUAAUGUGGAAAUUAUCAAAGAAUUGGGUGAAGUUGAUCAAGAUGCACCCAACACAUUCCUAAAUGAUGGCAAAGCUGAUCCAAGGGGCAGACUAUUUGCAGGUACGAUGUGUGACAUGGGACCUGGUGUAGAAUUCAUACCUGAAAAGGGCGCCUUCUAUCGCCUGGACGAGAAAGGUGUCACUCAGCUGUGUGACAAGAUCACCGUCUCUAACGGUCUCGCCUGGGACCUUCAGGAGAAGGCUUUCUAUUACAUUAAUACUGUAGAGAAUAAGAUCAGGCGAUACGAUUAUGAUGUGGAAACUGGAGAGAUUUCUAAUCAAAGAUACAUAUUUGAUCUUAAGAAGAAUAAAAUGACCGGCGGUCCUGAUGGAAUGACCAUAGAUACGGAAGGCUACCUAUGGGUCGCUUUAUUCAAUGGGUCGGCCGUUAUCAAAGUGGAUCCGAAGAUUGGUACAGUGGUGGACAAAGUGCCAAUUCCCGCUGAACAGGUCACUUCUGUUACUUUCGGAGGACCUAACUUAGACAUCCUCUUUGUAACCACAGCUAGAUUUGAUCUAGGUUCUGAGCAAAAGCCGCCGUGUGGUGCCACCUUUAUGGUGACAGGUUUAGGCGCCAAAGGACAUCCAAAUGUCAAAUUUAAACUGCCCUAAAAUUGUAAUAGAUUUUGUAAUUUUAAUUUUA
Messenger RNA from Papilio machaon (common yellow swallowtail), 1046 nucleotides. Its product is annotated as regucalcin-like. Gene Ontology annotation, biological process: L-ascorbic acid biosynthetic process. The coding region runs from base 77 to 1015 and encodes 312 amino acids. The transcript is spliced from 5 exons. NCBI's taxonomy places the organism in Eukaryota, Metazoa, Arthropoda, Insecta, Lepidoptera, Papilionidae. Gene Ontology annotation, molecular function: gluconolactonase activity; calcium ion binding. The record is from RefSeq and is a predicted model, not a curated record.